This is a messenger RNA of Condylura cristata (star-nosed mole), 4376 nucleotides long. It is a transcript of the gene IDS, whose product is annotated as iduronate 2-sulfatase. Bases 26 to 1663 code for a protein of 545 amino acids. The transcript is spliced from 9 exons. The record is from RefSeq and is a predicted model, not a curated record. NCBI's taxonomy places the organism in Eukaryota, Metazoa, Chordata, Mammalia, Eulipotyphla, Talpidae. Gene Ontology annotation, molecular function: iduronate-2-sulfatase activity.
CCGGCGCGGCCGCGCGGGGGGAGAAAUGCCACUGCCGGGCCAGGGCCUCCUCUGGUUCGGGGUGGUUCUGGGCUCCAUCUACGCCUCCCGCGAGUCGGCGACGCAGGGCAACCGGACCGCAGAUGCUCUGAAUGUCCUCCUCAUCAUCGUGGACGACCUGCGCCCUUCCUUGGGCUGUUAUGGGGACCAGCUCGUGAGGUCCCCAAACAUUGACCAGCUGGCCUCCCACAGCCUCCUUUUCCACAAUGCCUUUGCCCAGCAGGCAGUGUGCGCCCCAAGCCGCGUGUCCUUCCUCACCGGGAGGAGGCCUGAUACCACCCGCCUCUAUGACUUCAAUUCCUACUGGAGGGUGCACGCUGGGAACUUCUCCACCAUCCCCCAGUACUUCAAGGAGAAUGGCUACGUGACCGCGUCAGUUGGAAAAGUCUUUCACCCUGGGAUUUCUUCCAACCACAGCGACGAUUCCCCAUACAGCUGGUCCAUCCCACCUUUCCAUCCCUCCUCCGAGAAGUACGAAAACGCCAAGACUUGUCGGGGACCAGAUGGAGAACUCCAUGCCAACCUGCUCUGCCCCGUGGAUGUGGCAGAGGUGCCCGAGGGCACCUUGCCUGACAAACAGAGCACCAAGCGAGCCGUACAGCUGCUGGCAAAGAUGAAGAUGUUGGCCGAGCCUUUCUUCCUGGCUGUAGGGUACCACAAGCCACACAUACCCUUCAGGUACCCGAAGGAGUUUCAGAAGCUGUAUCCCUUGGAGAGUAUCCCCUUGGCUCCUGAUCCCCAGGUCCCUGCCGGCCUCCCCCCCGUGGCCUACAAUCCCUGGAUGGACAUCAGGCAGCGGGAGGACGUCCAGGCGUUAAACCUCAGCGUGCCCUAUGGUCCGGUUCCCGAGGACUUCCAGCGGAAGAUCCGCCAGAGCUACUUCGCGUCAGUUUCCUACGUGGAUACCCAGGUCGGCCGCCUCUUAGGCGCCCUGGAUGACCUGCAGCUGGCUGCUGGCACCAUGGUCGUGCUCACCUCAGAUCACGGGUGGGCUCUAGGCGAACACGGAGAGUGGGCCAAAUACAGCAACUUUGACGUCAGCACGCGCGUGCCCCUGAUGUUCUACGUGCCUGGAAGGACGGCCCCGCUGCCAGCGGCAGGCCAGAGGCUUUUCCCUUACAUCGACCCUUUCGCUCCCGCCUCGGAACUCAUGGAGCCAGGCCGGCCAGUCGUGGAGCCCGUGGAACUCGUCGCUCUCUUUCCCACGCUUGCGGGCCUUGCGGGGCUGCCUGUGCCGCCCCCGUGCCCCGUGCCCUCCUUUCAUGUCGAGCUGUGCAGAGAAGGCCAGAGCCUGCUGAAGUAUUUCCGACCACCCACUGUGGAAGACGAGCCGGACCAUGUUACUGGUCCCCGGGAGUCGAUCGCCUACAGCCAGUACCCUCGGCCUGCGGACUCUCCUCAGUGGAACUCGGACAAGCCAAGUCUGAAAGAUAUCAAGGUCAUGGGCUAUUCCAUCCGCACUCUAGACUACAGGUACACCGUGUGGGUCGGCUUCGACCCCCACGAGUUUCUGGCUAACUUUUCUGAUGUCCAUGCAGGGGAACUGUAUUUUGUAGAUUCCGACCCUUGGCAGGACCACAAUGUGUAUAACGGCUCCCUGGGGGGGCCCUCCCGCCGGCGCUGACGCCUUGCGUGUCCCGUGCGGAUGGCAGGUACGCUGAGCCUCUUCCAGCCAGAGGGAGGCGGUAGGCUGCAGGCUUGUAAAUACCCAGGUCAGGAGCUGCCCGAGCGGCCGCCGUCAGGGUGCGCCACGGCCGAGCCUUCGGUCUUCUCUUCAUUAGUUCCCAGGUGGCUGUGGUAGGGCUGCGCUGAACCUUUCCCUUUUUUUUGGAACAGCCCUUGCUUAUUUGUUGAAUAUGAGUAAGUACCAGUGAACAAACUGAAAUUGCCACACCUUGAGCUACCGAGACCACAUAAGCAAACGGUGCACUCAACAAAUACUCUGCGCGUUUGUGGGACUUAGUGCAUUUCUACAAUUCGGUUUGACAGCAAGUUCCUGCUUCCUUUGUUCAUGGUCGUGGUUAUAGCUCAGUAGAUUCACAGCUCUACAUCAGCAUGUAAAAUAUAAAGUCAAACCAUCAUGCAAGAUGCCAAGGCCCCUAAGUCUAAAUUUUAUUUCUAAGACCACACAAUUGCAAAAUCUAAAAAUGAAAUUGCCUGAAAUGAUGAAUGUGCGGAUUCUCAUCACAUAAUUAUACUCAAUAAACGGAAGGCAUGAUGUGUGGGAAAGUCAGCUGAAGUUUCCAGAGAUUUCUGGAGCAAAUAUUAAGGUGGGGGCAAGUAAGACGACCUUGACUCCGGAGGCCACGUGCGGGAAGGCGUCACGCACUGCGCGAGCCGCUUACGCGUCCGGCUGUCCGCGGUGGGGCCGGCCACAGCCACCUCAGCAUCUCCUCCUUCAGGGACGGCUGGGUGCAGACAACCAUGUAUCCAGGAAGCAAAAAGCCCUCUGCUUGUUAUUGCUAACUAAAGACAGCACUGCUUUGUGGCAGACAAGCUCUUUGCAUUAGUCUAACAGGUAGUUCCAGGCCCCCAACGGACUUCUGUGUUUCCUAAGUACGAAAACAAUCAGAAAGGUAGGAUUCAGCCCAGACUGUCAUCCUCCGAGGGUGGCAUAUUCCCGACUCAGUUACAGCCUGGUGAAGCCGGUCUGUUACCUUCUCACCUCACUGCGCCAUGUGCUCGCCUAACGCACGUAGUCCUGUGUCAGCGCGAGUGACGUGUAGUGUCCUCUGUCCAGUGCCACGUCAGUGCUUAAAGGUGAAUGUGCAUGAAACAAACCCAGCGGCCUGGGUCGAGUUGCCGCAGCGUUUAAGUGGUAACCAGAAAAAGGCAAGAUAGUAAAAGAUGACUCCAGUUCAGCCCAAUUGCAGACAGACCUUCCCUGACCCGCCCGCAGUGGGCCGCGCACACCGAGCUCUGCUCUGCGUGGGCGAGCGGCUUCGGCGUCUGCGGCUUCUCAGACGCAGGCUCUGACCCCCUGAGUCAGACCGCCUUUCGCAGGGGCCACUGUCGGUGGCCAUCCCCAUUUCCCAUGAGCACAUUCCCUUGUACAGUUUAGUUGACAUCAGAACUUGCGAUCCCAGCCCGGCGUGGGCCCAGACCACCUCCGCGUGGGCGCCGGUCCACUCUGUGGCCUGUUGACUCUGCCUCUGCCCACAAAGACUUGUCCGGAGCGGGGCGGAGCGUGUCUGGUUUAGGGGCCAGCAGGGAGCUCACUCUGGCUUCAGCCUCCCCCUCCUGCUCCUCCAUCGCCAUGCCCCUCGUACCUCUUUCCUCGUAGUUGACCGCCCCUCCGCUCUCCUCCCCUGCCCCUGAAGGAAUCCACGUGUCUUCCUGGAAUCCCUCUUCGACCCUGCCCUUGACAACACCGUCAGUGCCUACUACUGGGUCUACAUGCCCUCCGCUGAGCAGUCAGAGUCUUCCCUGACUCCACAAAGCCCCUUUCCUCGGCUGACCAGCUUGCUGGUCCCUCGCUUUCCUGGCCAGCCCGCCCCCCUCCCGCCCUAGGCCGUCCCUCCCCUUCUUCACCCGUUCGCGGUCACGGCCAUUCUUCAUGCCCUCUCCCACGCCCCCCAUGAGGCUAAGCAUUUGUGACUCUAGACGGUGCGUGCGAUGAGCGCCGCCCCAGGACCCGUGGCCGCCUGACGUCAACCGAGGCUCUCAACGUAAAACUCGUGACGAUGAUGGGGACAUUGGAAGAGAAGCACAGUAAAGGGUGAGCGUGCGCGACAGUGCUUUUCCCCGCAGACAGUCACGCAGUAUCUCGUCUUUUCUGGGGUGUGAGUUCUGUCUCCUGUGUUCAUGCCACGUGCUUUGCCACGCGGUUUGAUGUUCUCCCCGCCCCGGCACUGUGUGCAGGCACUACAGACUUCUGCAGAGAUGCUUCACACUGGUGGAAAUGCGCUUUCUGGUGUGGCUUUAUCAUCAUUUGACCUUUCUUCACUUACUGGAAGUUUCAGUUGCAUACAGAUUUUCAGUAUUUCAAGUAACGCUGUGAUGAACCACUUUGUGCUUAAAAUAUUUGUAUGUUUCAGAUGAUCCCCUUAGCCUUUUAGUGCCAAAUUGCCAAAAAUUUCUGUUUGACCCUCCACACUGGUGCUGCCUUAGGGUAGUAAAACAAAAAAUAACAGAACCAACAGGCAUAUAAAUAAACCAUUAAAAACCCGUCAACCUGAUCCCCGUGGCCAUGGUAGGUGGGUACAGUAUGUUGUUAGAGCUUCGAAACUUGGUCUUCUCUCUGUGACUGUGAAUGUGCUGGUUGCCUCCUGCCUACUCCGUGUGACCCCCCCUUUCCCGUUAGUCUUGAAGUUGAAUAAAUACUCACUUUCCUUUGC